AUGGUGGUAAUCGUAAAUGUUCAUUACAGGAAGUAUGACAGAUUACAUGUUAGAGGAAGAAGGGAUUCAAGGAAGCCCGAUGAAUACUUGAAAUGGAUAACGCAACAAUUUCAGGGAAAAGACAUAACAGAUUUUAAGCGGCUCGUUGAUGGUCCAUCUAGAUAUGCAGUAUCACAUAAUGCGUAUGCAGUAAAUGGAUAUAUCUUUUAUACAGCUGAUGCAGAAAAAGGUAUGUCCACCCAGAAUAGUGAAGUGUCCAUGAAUGCCACAACCACAUUCAGAGCAAGUGCCAGAGAUCAGAACACGGUGAACGAUGAAGUUCCAUAUUUCGGAAUUGUUAAACAAAUUCUAGAACUGGAUUAUACCACCUUCAAGCAAACUGUAUUUUAUUGUGAUUGGGUUCGUGUCGAAGACAAGGUGAAUGGAUGGAAAAUUUGGAGAGGCGGAAGUUCAAAACCAGAGAAAGAAAGUCCCACUGGUGAGAUAUAUAGGCCAGAUGUGUUUCUGAAGACACAUAAAGUCACCCCAUAUGAUAAUCCCUCAUCUUAUAAAUCACUGGCAGCUGCAAAAUUAGCAUUGGUGAAGGAGGAAUAUGAUAAAAAUCCUUCAGCACAAAAGUGUUUGGGAACCGACGCUGUUACCAAGAUAUUUGGCGCUGAUCGAAAGGGAUACAUACGCGGAAUGGGUGCUGGCGUUUCUAAAUCCCAGUUUCUUGCUUCUGAGUUUAUGAACGCCAGGUUGCAGGAAGAGAAGCACAAUGUGCUGAAAGAGAAGCAGAAAAACGAAGCUUUGAAAGCACAGUUGGAUGCUGAAAGACAGAAAAACAACACUGGAGUACAUGAUCAGAUCUCUAAUAGCUCUUACCAGCAGGAUAUUGGGAUGCCAAUAGUACCAUCGACGUUUGGUCUUUUAUUUUUGAGGAACUCAAGGAAAAAGCCAGUAGCAGUUGAAUAUGUCGAUACUACAGUGCUGAUUGAUGACAACUACAACUGCAUGCUUCACGUAAUCAUUGAGCCAAAUGAAAUGUUGUGUGACAGAGAUGAAGCUGUACUUCGGGAUGUUCCUAUUGGUAACUUUAUUAGGUGGCCAAAGGCCUAUGUGACUCCUGUAGGAGAGCAUUUAGAUCAUGUAACUUGGAGUUGUUAGGAUGUCUUCUAAUUUAUGUUGAAUAUUCUAUUUUCUUUUAAAAAAUAAUUAAUAAAUUAAUAAAGUCAAUUUGUUUAACUG
Messenger RNA from Papaver somniferum (opium poppy), 1227 nucleotides. RefSeq lists its product as uncharacterized. The record is from RefSeq and is a predicted model, not a curated record. Lineage: Eukaryota; Viridiplantae; Streptophyta; Magnoliopsida; Ranunculales; Papaveraceae. The coding region runs from base 1 to 1146 and encodes 381 amino acids. The transcript has 6 exons.